UCAACUGGCCAUCGACAACUGUCGGCAUGUGCUGAUCUGCAUGAUCGCACCUUCACCUCGACAUUGACUAAACCCAUAACCUCAAUGGACACACACAAAUAGAUUGCUGCUCGCCAUGCACCGGCCCUCCGUGCCCCCGCUUUCACAUCCAUGCCCAGACUCUACUCCACCGCCAACGAGGAGUUAGAUCUGCUUGUCAUCGGAGGUGGUCCCGGUGGUUAUGUCGCUGCCAUCAAGGCUGCUCAGCUCGGUCUCAAGACUGCUUGUGUCGAGAGGCGCGGUGCUCUUGGCGGUACCUGCUUGAACGUCGGAUGCAUUCCCUCAAAGGCCAUGCUGAACAACUCGCACAUCUACCACCAGACCCAGCACGAUCUCAAGUCUCGUGGCAUUGAUGUCGGCAGCGUUGCCCUGAACCUUCCCGUCAUGUUGAAGGCCAAGACAACCGCCGUUACUGGAUUGACCAAGGGUAUCGAGGGAUUGUUCAAGAAAAACAAGGUUGCCUACCACAAGGGUACCGGAAAGUUCUUGAGCACCAACGAGGUCGAGGUCACUGGCCUCGAUGGUAAAGUCAGCACUUUGAAGGCCAAGAACAUCUUGAUUGCCACUGGAUCGGUUCCCUCUGGCUUUCCCGGGAUUGAGAUUGAUGAGAAGCAGAUUGUUACGUCCACUGGCGCUUUGGACCUCCAGGAGGUUCCCAAGAAGUUGGUCGUCAUCGGUGCAGGUGUCAUUGGUCUCGAAUUGGGAUCUGUUUGGCAGCGUCUUGGUGCUGAGGUUACUGUCGUCGAAUACCUCGGUGCCAUCGGAGCCGGCAUGGAUAGCGACAUGGCUAAGGCCUUCCACCGCACUCUUUCCAAGCAGGGAUUCAAGUUCAAGCUGAGCACCAAGGUGACCGGCACUGAGAAGCUUGCUGACGGACGCGUUGGUGUCAAGGUCGAGGCGGCCCAGGGUGGCAACGGCGAGACUUUGGAGGCCGACGUUGUCCUGGUCUCAAUUGGCCGUAAGCCCUACACUGAGGGACUCGGUCUCGAAAACGUUGGCAUCCAGGUCGAUGAGCGCGGUCGUGUCCCCAUCGACUCUGAGUUCCGCACCUCUGUCCCCAACAUUCGCUGCAUUGGAGAUGUCACCUACGGAGCCAUGUUGGCCCACAAGGCUGAGGAAGAGGGUAUCGCUGCUGUCGAAUACAUCAACGGUGGCCACGGUCACGUCAACUAUGAUGUGAUCCCCUCUGUCAUCUACACCCACCCCGAGGUUGCCUGGUGCGGUAAGUCUGAGGAUGAGGUCAAGAAGUCGGGCGUCGCUUACAAAAUCGGCACUUUCCCCUUUGCCGCCAACUCUCGUGCACGUACCAACGCUGAUGCCGAAGGUAUGGUCAAGAUGAUCACUGACAAGGAGACGGACCGCAUCCUCGGAAUCCACAUCAUGGGCCCUAACGCCGGAGAGAUGAUUGCUGAGGGAGUUUUGGCCAUGGAGUACGGUGCCUCAUCUGAGGACAUUGCCCGUACCUGCCACGCCCACCCAACCUUGUCCGAGGCCUUCAAGGAGGCUGCUAUGGCCGCCCAUGACAAGCCCAUUCACUUUUAAGUUGGAUGCUCCCCUGUCUUUUCUUCCCGUCGUUAAGUAUUUUUUCCUGCGCUCGCCCUCCUCCUCUCUUCAAUCUGCACCAAGACAACUGGUCCAUCAUCAUAUCGUACAAUUGCCCGCAUAGAUCAAUAAAAAAAGAACACAACUCUAUUUUCCUAUA
Gamsiella multidivaricata is the source of this 1741-nucleotide messenger RNA. RefSeq names its product dihydrolipoyl dehydrogenase. Gene Ontology annotation, cellular component: mitochondrion; oxoglutarate dehydrogenase complex. Bases 151 to 1581 code for a protein of 476 amino acids. The transcript has 6 exons. Gene Ontology annotation, molecular function: flavin adenine dinucleotide binding; dihydrolipoyl dehydrogenase (NADH) activity. Lineage: Eukaryota; Fungi; Mortierellomycota; Mortierellomycetes; Mortierellales; Mortierellaceae. The record is from RefSeq and is a predicted model, not a curated record.